CAAAAAAUAAUUACAGAGAGGUGGUGCGUACAAUAUAAUCUCUAUGGUGUCAGCAUUCUUUUGUCAUCAAACAUUUAAAUUUAUCCCACUUUGGUUCAAUUCUGAAACUUCGAACGCACUGUUAUAGACUCUGGUAUACUGUCCAGAAAUAGACUCUGGUAUGGUCCUAAAUUUAGCUUCGCCUAUUUGUAGGUAGAUACGUGUCUGUAAAGCAUCAAGUUAGUUGCAUUUGUGCGCUUGUUAAUUCUUCUGACGAAUAUGAAAAGCGAAAACUUAGUUUUCCAACAGUUUUGCCAGAGAAUAAUUGCCACUUUACAAGAAGAUGACAUAAAUACGUUCAGUAGUUUAAAAGAUGAUGAAGAUCGUAUUCGAUAUUUGUACAAAUGCGGAAACGUUGAUGUAAACAAAACGCCAACCGAAAAGUGUCUUGAAUCCGCUAAAGCCGAGAAAGAAAAAGGAAACAGUUUUUAUUCCAAAAAAAACUUAAAGAAUGCCAUUGUUUGUUACUCGAAAGGGAUCAUCAUUUGUCCACAAGAUUCAGAUUCUUCGAAAGAAUUGCUAGCUAUUUUAGCAGCGAAUCGCAGCGCUGUUUUGUAUGAAAUGAAUAAAACUGAAGAAGCAAUUCGUGACAUCGAAUACGCUUUAGAAGAUGCCAAAUGUCCAAAAAAUAUUUUAUAUAAAUUGUAUAUAAGAAAGGGUAAAUGCCUUUUGGCACAGCAAGACAAAGAAGCUGCCACCUUGGCGUUUGAAAAAGCUCGCGAUUUUUUGAGCGAAGCAUCUCUAAAAGAAUCAGCAUUAAAUGAUAGGAAAAAAGAGAUAGCCGACUCGCUGAAAAUAGCCCAAAACAUUAACUGUAAUAAAAACGUUAAAUCUAAUCGUAAUAAUCCCGAGCUCAAUUUUCCGCGAAAUAAAAAAUUCAACGGGGCUCAUUCAUUAGUAGAUUUUAGUGAAGAUGUAGAUCAAGGGCGGUUUGCUGUAGCCAAAGAAGAUCUGCCGGUUGGUACAGUGGUAGUUGAAGAAAAACCAUUUUGCUCGGUUUUAGCUAAAGAUUAUCACACCAAGAACUGCCAAAACUGCAUAAAAUCAGUUAAAUUACCCAUUGCAUGCCCCCGUUGCUCCAGUGUGGUUUUCUGUAGUUUGGAAUGUAGGGAUAACGCUUUAGAUGGAUUUCACUCACGAGAAUGCGAAAUGUUGCCUAGUUUGAUACAGUCAGCAGCCUCAGUAAAUUGUGCAAUGGCUCUAAGAUUGAUAACGUGUAGAGAUUUAAAUUAUUUUAGAAAUUUUAAAAAUCUUAAUAAUCUCCCUGAAUGUGAGAAAAAGAAUUUUGAGUUUUUCAACCACAUCUACAGUUUAUGUCGACACGAAGAGCAAAGGCAACCCGGUGAUUUUCUUUUAUACACUGCUAUGGCAUUGUUUUUAUUAAAGUUACUUAUGUUAACCGAUUAUUUUGGAAAUGUCCAAAACGAUUCUUUAUCCGAUACGAAAGCAUUUGUGGGAAGUUUAAUUUUACGAUUCUUACAAAUUUUACAAUUUAAUUCUCACGAACUUUCCGAAUUACAACCCGAACCUUUGGACACUCAAUCGGGUAAAAAAAGUUGUGUUUCUGUCGACAUUGGGGGUGCAUUAUAUCCUACGCUAGCUCUUUUUAACCAUUCUUGUGAACCCAGCAUAGUCAGAUAUAAUAUUGGAAACAGAAUUGUUGCUAGGCUUAUAAAAAGCGUGAAAAAGGGCGAUAUAAUUUACGAGAACUAUGGACCCAUGUAUACCACAGAUCCAAAACUAAAUCGCCAAAAAUAUUUAAAAGAUAGAUAUUGGUUCAUUUGCAAAUGUAUUCCGUGCGAAGAAAACUGGCCUCUGUAUGAGGAAAUGGAUCCUUCGUGUUUAAAAAUACCCUGCAAGACGAAUUCGUGUAAGAAUUACGUAAUUGCAGAUGAUAAAUUGGAUCCGUUUAAGAAUUGUCCCAACUGUGGAGCGGUGAACACGUCGAAUAUUUUAAAUGCAUUAAAAAUGCUCCAGGGUGUCGAUUCUUAUUUAAAUGACGGAGAAGCCCAUUUUAAAAGAAUGGAAUUCAAAAAAGCUAUUUCUUACUUUUUGUCGGCUAUGAAAAUUUAUCAUUUGCAUACAGUCCCUCCUUUCCCUGAUUACAUUAAAGUGCAACAACGUCUUAGAACAUGUAUAGUACACAUGGGAAACAAAUAUAACGAAUUGUUAGAUGAAUAGAUCAUCCCAAUGUAAAAAAUAAAAUUAAGAACGUUUCUACUAUCAAAGUUUAUGUUUUCUUCCAGGCUGGCGGUCAAAAAAUUAUAACAAUAUUUUUGUGUAACGUUUUGGUUAUUCAAUCAUCAUCAUGUUAUAAUUCCUUUGUAUGAUUUAGUAUGUUACGUAUGUUACUAAUAAAAUAAAAUAUUAAUUGUAGCAGUAAUCCAAGAAAAUUGGUAAUGGUUUAAUCCGAACUAUACUUCUGUUGAAUGAUUGAAUAAACUGAUACAUUGUUGUAAUGUUUUAACCACUACCCUGGUGGAGUUUAAUUGCCAUCGGGAUAUCCAAGAUAAAUCCUACCUACAUCUACAAAGAGAAGACAAGCUAUGCAUUAAGAGAAAAGCAUUAUUCAAAUAAAUCAGCUGCUUGCUUCGUUACCCCAGCCAAUACUUCGGGUCAAACUAAUCGACGAAGGUGUUUCUUCUGCGGUUCCAAAAAAAAUCGAAAAACUAAAUAUAAUUGCCGAAAGUGUCGCAGAUAUUUUUGUUUGGAACAUGCUACAAUGGUGUGUCGAGAUUGUUACAUUUCUGCUUUUGAGUGAGCUUCCUUACAGGUGUAUAAAUUGUAAGAAAACCUACAUAUUAAAAUCAUCUUUUCGACACCAUCUCCGUAACGAAUGUGGAAAAGAUCCAAAGUUUAUUUGCGAUGUUUGCGGUUACAGGACACACAGAAAAUCAAAUCUCAGAAGACACAUAUUCAGCCGACAUCAUCUUAUGUUCAUGUGACAACUGUGAACUUUCUUGGGUAUUUGUAAUAAAA
This is a messenger RNA of Agrilus planipennis (emerald ash borer), 3018 nucleotides long. It is a transcript of the gene Smyd4-3, whose product is annotated as SET and MYND domain-containing protein DDB_G0284059. The coding region runs from base 259 to 2220 and encodes 653 amino acids. Gene Ontology annotation, molecular function: protein binding. The transcript is spliced from 6 exons. NCBI's taxonomy places the organism in Eukaryota, Metazoa, Arthropoda, Insecta, Coleoptera, Buprestidae. The record is from RefSeq and is a predicted model, not a curated record.